Messenger RNA from Mizuhopecten yessoensis (Yesso scallop), 2084 nucleotides. Its product is annotated as beta-1,3-galactosyltransferase 1-like. The record is from RefSeq and is a predicted model, not a curated record. Bases 70 to 1263 code for a protein of 397 amino acids. NCBI's taxonomy places the organism in Eukaryota, Metazoa, Mollusca, Bivalvia, Pectinida, Pectinidae. Gene Ontology annotation, molecular function: hexosyltransferase activity. Gene Ontology annotation, cellular component: membrane. The transcript is spliced from 2 exons.
UGGUAUGAAGAAGGUAAAAGAGACAAGCACAGAUUGAAGUAUUUUGCAUAUCCAGAGGAUUUCGGUAACAUGGAUGGUAAAACUAACUACAAGACAAUCGUUGUGCUGGUAUUCUGUCUGAGUUGUAUGCUCAACCUGCUGGCUUACCUGCUGAUGUACAACGCAAGUAGGGAACGAACACUGCAGGAUCACAGCAAAUUCCUACUCUCCUCUGGCGGCGGAGGAGGAGGCAAUAUACAGCCAUCGUCACUAAGUGAAAAUCGACUUACGAAUUCUUUUGCACCUCUUGCCGCUGCGCCAGAAGGAACGGUCAGAAUUGGUGUCCAACAGUUCUUAAAAGCAAGGUUAAAAUCUCCAGAGGUUUUGUCGAGAAAACUUCAAGAAGAAGAUAAUUCAAAUGUUGAUCAAGAUAAUCAGAAUGCAACUGUAGGUAACGUUACCAAUCCCCAUAAUUAUACAUACGUAAUUAACCAGCCUGACAUAUGCAGGGGAGAUAAUCCACUCGAUUUAAUCAUCGUGGUUUGUACGAGUGUGGCAGGGUUUUCCAAAAGACAAACCAUUCGGGAAACAUGGGGAUUAUUUGCAAAAGAGCAAAAAAAUGUGAAAAAUUUAUUUUUUCUUGGAGUGCAAGACGAGGAAAAUAUUCAGAAGAAAGUCCUUGAAGAAAGUGAGAUUCAUCAUGACAUCGUGCAGGAAGACUUUCGCGAUUCGUAUCGAAACUUGUCAAUUAAAUCAGUUGGUGCACUUAAGUGGAUGACAGAUUAUUGUCACAUAGCCAAAUUUGGACUGAAAAUCGAUGAUGAUAUUUUUGUGAAUAUUCCAAAUCUCAUGGAGACAUUGUCAAAAGUGACUCACCCUCGGAUUAUAAUUGGACAUCUAUUCGUUGGCGCUCGUCCAAUACAGAAUAGGAACUCUAAGUGGCAUACAGCGAAGGAGGAUUUCCCGCGGGACGUGUAUCCUCCGUAUGUGUCCGGGACCUGCUACAUCGUGUCUAUACAAGCAGCAACAGAUAUCUACCAUGUUUCUUUAUAUACCAAAUUAUUUUGGUUGGAAGACAUUUAUAUUACAGGAAUUUGUGCAGAAAAGGCAAAAAUUAAACUGGUUCACGAAGGAGAGAUAUCGUUUAUGACACGUGAAGCCAGUGGUUGUGCUUUUGAACAUGCAAUAACGGGACAUAAAGUGAGCUCAACAGACAUGUACAAAAUAUACAGGGAAUUACGAGAUCCGAACCUCAAGUGCAACAACGAUAUAAACCGUGGAUGAUAAAAGUCCAGUUCUGUAUUAAUUAUUUGAUUCUAAACAUUUAUCUUAUUUUAAAAUUGUAUACAUAUCAGGAAAAGUCAUUGAAAUUGUUUCACCACACUUCCCUAAAACAAAAAUGCCGUGUAAAAUUAUAUGAGGAGAGUUAUCACACCUUGAAAUAGCAAUAAAUCGUCAUAUUACAAAAGGGGCGUGGUCACACAAACAAUAUACGUGUCAAAUUACAGUAGGGGCGUGGUCACUCAAACAAUACACCAGUCACAUUACAGUAGGGGCGUGAUAUCACAAACAAUACACGUGUCACAUUACAGUAGGGGCGUGGUCAAACAAACAAUACAUGUCACAUUACAGUAGGGGCGUGAUCUCACAAACAAUACACGUGUAACAUUACAGUAGGGGCGUGGUCACACAAACAAUACACCAGUCACAUUACAGUAGGGGCGUGAUCUCACAAACAAAACACGUGUCACAUUACAGUAGGGGCGUGGUCAAACAAACAAUACGUGUCACAUUACAGUAGGGGCAUAAACACACUUGGUUAUUACAAUACAGUGUCACUUGUAUCACACUUAAUUUACGUUACACUAUAUUGGUAUUACACUGCCAUUGAAUUAUGCUGUAAGUUACGUAUUAUUUGUAUAAAUAUUUUAUUUCACUAUAUUUUUAUUACAUACUGUCUUAAAGAAUUGCUCCUACUAGCAACAUCCGAACAAACACAUGUAUCAUCUCACCGCUGUCGACGUCAUACCAUUAGUCUACGACUACUAUUGAAAAAGCUAAUAGUUCCUUUUGUAUUUGGUUACCAGCAUCCUACCUGUUAUUUG